AUGGGUCAUUUCAACGGGAUCUUCUUUGCCAUCUACAAGUCGAGCCGAGUCACGGGCAACAUUAUUUCGUCCCUCGUGCUAGACUACUUUGCUUGGACGUCGACGACGAUGAUCAGCAUAUUCACGUGCAUCGGGCUCUGCGGCACCAUCCUGCUGUGCAUGCUACCGACCAUUGCCUCACCGACUCAAGACGAUGAUUGCGAGCCCUCCACUCGCAUGCUCACAGCGCUCAAGGUAUUAGCCCUGGACAAACGCAUGAUGGCCCUGGCGCCCGUCUUUUUCUUAAACGGCUUACAGCAAGGCUACGCAACGUCCGAGUUCACGUCCAACUUCGUUCGUCUGUCCUUGGGUAGCACCUCCAUCGGCUACGUUACGGCAGUGUUCGGAGUGGUCAACGUUGCGGGAUCGUAUGCGAUUGGCAAGCUGGCAGACAGAUUUGACCCCGUCAUAGGCCACGCAGUUGGCUACGGCGUACUGAUCGUCUCGUACGGCUUGAGCUACGGCUUCGACGUUGUCCAGUGCGACAAGCAAUGGGCGUUGGUUGUGGUCCUUGCCGUCUUGCUUAGCAUCGGCGACGCAUGCUCCACUACGCUGACCAAAGGUUUGCCUCGAUGGAAUGUCCAAAGUAUGACCGCGAAGGUGCUGGGCCAAGCAUUGAAUUCGGUGAAGGCGUUUUCCGUCUUUACGAUUUACCAGUCGGGGACUGUGAGCGCGUCGUUCUUUCUGCUCAAGUAUAUGCGGUAA
Molecule: messenger RNA, 744 nt
Organism: Aphanomyces invadans
Lineage: Eukaryota; Oomycota; Saprolegniomycetes; Saprolegniales; Verrucalvaceae
Exons: 5
Coding region: 1-744 (247 amino acids)
Biological process (GO): transmembrane transport
Molecular function (GO): transmembrane transporter activity
Source: RefSeq, a predicted model, not a curated record